UCUUUAAUUGGGUCAUAUGACCUUUAGUUGGAUCAUCAUUAUUGAUGCUCUAACGUUCUUCCAUUCUCCCGCGAAAUGUAAACCCUACGGUUUUUCAUCAACGAUGAAAUGGACGAAAAAAUCGCAUCGUGGAUUCUCGAUUUCCAUUUGCGUAAGCCGAUCUGCGACAAACUCAUCAUUGCUGUACUUUCAUCCCUUCCAAUCUCUAACAUUGAUCACGACUUGAAAAAAACGAUUCUUCUUCAAUGCAUUGAAUCAGAGAACUCAAAUGGUUCUAUCUCCGAAAAUACCCUGAAAUUUCUGGAAAUUGUCCAAGAAUUAGAUCAUGAAAAAGGGAAAAUGGCGUCAGAUUUGAUGAAGAAAGCUUACUGUGCUGUUGCAGUGGAUUGUACGGUGAGAUUUUUGGAUGAAAAUAUGGAGAAGAAUCGGGUUUAUACAGAAACAGUGACAAUAGUGUGGAAAACAAGGGUUUGUAAUAAGGGGGCUUUAAUUUCAGAGGAAUCCAAACGUUGGUUGGAUGAUAUUGAGUCUGCAGUUUCGGAUUCGAGUGUUCGUGAAAGGAUUUUGAAGAAGAAUACUAGAAAUGAAGCUUUGAAAGCUGUUAGGGUUUAUUUGAAGGAUGAGUGGAAGAUUAUGCUCCCUUCCUUACUAGAAUUGGCAGCGAUGAAGUUUGGAAAUUCUGUUGAGGAAAUUCGUUGUUCUGAAUUUGCUGAUAUUCCAGGAAUGAAGAAACAUGUUGGAGCAAAGAAUGUACAUUUUACUGGACAUAUUCCAAAUGCGGAUGAUAAGGUCUUAGAGCAGCCCAUGAAUAUAUCUAUUGAUGACCCCUCCUACACGGACAAAGUGCAAGACGCUCUUCAAUGCAAUUCCAUGCUGCAGCAGAACACUAUGGAUGAUCCUUGCCCUGGUGCUUCUCAAGCAGUUUCUACUCUGUUGUUUACAAAGGUGGCAGAAAAUUUGAAUAAUGCAGCAGUUGUAGCGAACCAGACAGGAUUAGAAGUUCAUGCACCACCUGAAGUGACUUGUGUGCACGAACCUCUCGAAGUCAGUUCCGGUGAAGUGCACGUUACUGUGACGGAUGCUCAUCUGGAAGCACUUCAAACUGCUCAAACUGCUGUAGAAAACAAUCCAGUGAUUCAUGCAAUCCCUGAGGUGGACCCUGUGCAGCAAGCAGUGAAAUCCAGUUUCACAAAAGAGUAUGUUCCUGUGAGAAGUCCUGUUCCUGAUGUUUCUCAACCUGCAAAGAGUUUGUCAUCUGUAAUUGAAAUGCCCCAGGCACAUCCAGAAGCACAUGCAUCUAGUGAGUCCCCUGAAAACGUUCAGAAGAACAGAGUGCACGAACCUCUCAAAUACAGUUCCAAUGAAGUGCAGGCUACUGUGACAGAUGCUCUUCCAAAAGCACUUCAAACCGCUCAAACUACUGUAGAAAACAAAUUUGAACCAGUUAUAAAUGCAAUUCCUAAGGUGGACCCUGUGCAGCAAGCAGUGAAAUCCAGUUUUAUGAAAGAGCAUGUUGCUGUAAGAAGUCCUGUUCCUAAUGUUUCUCCACCUGUCAAGUGUACGUCAUCUGUACUGGAAACAUAUCAGGCAAAACCUGAAGCACAUGCACCUAAAGCGUCCUCUGAAAAUGUUCGGAAAGAUAAUAAAUCAAUAGGAGGCUGGCUAUUCACUGGAACUGGCUAUUCACUGGAACAGCAUAGUAAUAAGCGAAGUUUGAUGGAGGCCCAGUGUUCUGGUCAUGUUUUUGAGUGGAGUGACUCUAUUGAUAGCUGUUGCAGAGAUUCACCUCUUUGGUCUCUCUUACCUCUGAAUACAAAGAAAUGUAAGGUGUCCGAAUUCAAGAAGGAUGAAUGCAAAAGAUAUCUGAGGAGAGAAACAAAGAAGUGGAGUCCUCAAGAAGUGAACGCGUUGACAGAUGGGGUGAAAAGAUUUGGCAAAGGGAGAUGGGAAGCCAUCCGUUUCCUCUAUGAUGAUGUCUUUAAAGAGAGAACAUCAGUUGAUUUGAAAGAUAAAUGGCGAAACCUGAGGAAGUCUGGCAGCUGAUGGCAUUUGAGAUCAAUCUUUUGCACUAACAUAAAAGAAGAUAUAUGUUUGUUCAUGGUACGUACUUGCCACAAAAGCACAUUAACCUUUUUAACCUCCUAUUUUGUUAUCAAUUUUUAACAGGUCUAAUGUUGUAAAUAAUUUUUGUACAUAGAACAAACCUCUCUAUGGAAGAUUUUUGACGUA
Amaranthus tricolor (Joseph's coat) is the source of this 2229-nucleotide messenger RNA. RefSeq lists its product as uncharacterized. The transcript is spliced from 2 exons. NCBI's taxonomy places the organism in Eukaryota, Viridiplantae, Streptophyta, Magnoliopsida, Caryophyllales, Amaranthaceae. The coding region runs from base 109 to 2043 and encodes 644 amino acids. The record is from RefSeq and is a predicted model, not a curated record.